AAAUAAGGCGGCUUCAUUCAUGGCAGCUUGGGUCGAUCCCAGAUCGACGAACCCUAGAACUAGAAGCCAUGGACUCGUCGUCGUCGUCGGCGUUGGCGAGACAGACAUGGGAGCUGGAGAACAACAUCGUGGCGGUGGAUGGCAGUUCCGGGGCAGCCGGCGCUGAUGCGGACGCGAUCUACUUCUACGAUGAGGCGGCGCAGGUCAAGUUCCAGCAGGAGAAACCAUGGGCGCAAGAUCCCAACUACUUCCGUCGCGUGAAGAUCUCGGCACUAGCGCUGCUGAAGAUGGUAGUGCACGCCCGCUCAGGCGGAACCAUCGAGGUCAUGGGCUUGAUGCAGGGGAAGACUGAAGGCGAUACCUUCGUCGUCAUGGAUGCCUUUGCGCUUCCAGUGGAGGGCACGGAGACCCGCGUCAAUGCCCAGGCUGACGCAAACGAGUACAUGGUGGAGUACUCGCAGACCAACAAGCAGGCUGGACGGUUGGAAAAUGUAGUGGGCUGGUAUCACUCCCACCCUGGCUAUGGUUGCUGGUUAUCAGGCAUUGAUGUGUCGACACAGAUGGAUAAUCAGCAAUUUCAGGAGCCUUUCUUAGCUGUUGUAGUUGAUCCUACAAGGACUGUCUCAGCUGGAAAAGUGGAGAUUGGUGCAUUUAGGACAUAUCCUCGAGGAUACAAACCACCCGAUGAACCUGUGUCUGAAUACCAAACCAUCCCACUUAACAAGAUUGAGGAUUUCGGGGUUCACUGUAAACAGUAUUAUGCAUUAGACAUAACUUAUUUCAAGUCUUCCUUGGAUUCACACCUCCUGGAUCUACUCUGGAACAAGUAUUGGGUCAACACACUGUCGUCUUCUCCUCUACUUGGAAAUCGAGACUAUGUUGCUGGUCAAAUUUCAGAUUUGGUGGAAAAGCUGGAACAAGCUGAAAAUCAACUGGCUCAUACACGAUUUGGAUCCUUUCUUUUGCCUUCACAACGAAAGAAAGAGCCUGAGGAAUCUCAACUGACCAAGAUAACACGCGAUAGCUCCAAAAUUACCGUGGAACAGGUGCACGGUCUCAUGUCUCAGGUUAUCAAGGACAUUCUCUUCAACUCUGUUGGUCAUUCGAGCCGAUUACGCGCUAGCCUUCCUGAUUUGACUGAACCGGAACCCAUGGUUGAAUCUUGAAAGAUGGGAAACCAAUGCACCCUUUCGUUCUUAUUGCAAUACAACUUGUUGAAAGUUUUGUAUGGCUUUUUGCCGUCCUCUUAUGCGUAGGAUGUCUUGGCGCCUGCAACAACUGAGAACAGUAAAGUAUCAGCAAGAGGUUAUGUCAGCUACUUCCUCUGUUAAUGUCUGAUGCUUUACAAGUUGUUUUGGUUUUUUUAUGGCUAAUUAAUUUGAAAGUUAUAUAUAGCUUAAAAGUAAGUAAUA
Zingiber officinale is the source of this 1412-nucleotide messenger RNA. Its product is annotated as COP9 signalosome complex subunit 5-like. Lineage: Eukaryota; Viridiplantae; Streptophyta; Magnoliopsida; Zingiberales; Zingiberaceae. The transcript has 6 exons. Gene Ontology annotation, biological process: protein deneddylation. Gene Ontology annotation, cellular component: COP9 signalosome; cytoplasm. The coding region runs from base 69 to 1166 and encodes 365 amino acids. Gene Ontology annotation, molecular function: metallopeptidase activity; deNEDDylase activity; protein binding. The record is from RefSeq and is a predicted model, not a curated record.